This is a messenger RNA of Carassius carassius (crucian carp), 2019 nucleotides long. Its product is annotated as dapper homolog 3-like. The transcript has 5 exons. NCBI's taxonomy places the organism in Eukaryota, Metazoa, Chordata, Actinopteri, Cypriniformes, Cyprinidae. Bases 253 to 1680 code for a protein of 475 amino acids. Gene Ontology annotation, cellular component: cytoplasm. The record is from RefSeq and is a predicted model, not a curated record. Gene Ontology annotation, biological process: negative regulation of canonical Wnt signaling pathway.
AUCGGAACGCGACUCAUUUUUCCGUUUAAACGUUUUGGGCUCGUUUUCAUCAGCGCUCGGGCGGGUUUUAUUGUGAAAACCUGGCAACCCGAGUCUCUGACAGCUGUGUAACUGGAAUCCAGCCGCAGAUAACUUUGCGAGGAGCGGAGCCGUUAACUCUCUUAAAGAGACAGGAUUUUAUCAUGGAGACCACUUCGUUAGAAACGGCUGUCGGUGUAGUUUAAGCUGAAGCGUGUAGAUGUGUUAUCGUUAAUGAUGUUCCGUGUGUUCUCGCUGGCGGCGGCGGAGCGCGGGAGACAGAAGCGGCGGCUCGAGCUCAGUCUGGCGGGGAUCUGUGAGCUCGAGCUGCUCAAGCGACGGCACGAGGCGAUGAUCACCGGCGCGCUCGCGCUGCACGCGCCCGAACCCGAACCCGAGCCGGAAAGAGCCGAGCGGCCGAGCGACGACACGAGCUCUCCGGACGGCUCGUGGAGUCUGAUCAGCAUCCUGCAGCAUCAGGUGGGAGAGCUGAAGCUGGACAGUGGCUCUGCUGAACGCCGAGACGACUCCAGUUUCCCUGAUCAGGCUGAGAUCCGCCCUGUCCAGCUCACUGAGAGACCCGAGUCUGUUGGUGAUGUGUUUGUGGGCCGUGAGCUAGUCACACGUUCUCUCCACAAACCCUGUCUGCUGCUGGAGGGCGUCCCUGAAGACGAGACGUGGAUCUGGCAUCCCAGUGAGGACGCAGAGGAGGAAGAUCCCAGCAUAGACGACUACAGACAGACACAGCGCACAGAAGCGUACAUCCUCGGCCUGAUCCAGCGCCGCUCGCCUCCCUCUAGACCCAAUAAACCCCGCACCAGCGUGACUGUGGUCAGACAGAGCAGCCUUAGCCACAAAGAUCCGCCGUACGUCCCAGACGAGAGACAUGCGUGGGACGAGGCCUGCUCCAUCCUCUAUCCCAGACCGGCGCUAGCUGGGAUCCGCUCCACCAGCAGCGAAGCUGAAUCGCCGCAGCACUUCUACCAACAUGAGCGCUCGCCCUCAUCUGAGGAGCUAGUGAAUGCACAGUACAUCCCAGCACAAGCCACCGCGCACCGGACACACCGGACCCACGCCUCUCCAAAACCCGCGUCCUCUCAGCUGAGAGCCGCAGCGAAGAAGUGCCGCUUCACGGAGGACAAGAUCGCGCCGAAGAAGCCCAGACGGAAAACCUGUCGCGCUCAGUCCGAGAACAGCCUGCGAGAGCCCAAAUACAACACAGUGGAGCGGGACGCGGUGCGCAGCGCUCCUCCUAAAACACGCCGUGGCUCGGGUCACCGCCGCUGGCGCUCCACGCUAGAACUGAGUCAGGACGAAGCCGAGACGCCUCCUGAACAGCCAAUCAGACGCUCCCGUAGACCUCGCGUUUACACCCAUCUUCAUCAUCACCAUCAUCAUCAUCAGCCUCAGCUGCAGGACGCCGGAGACUCAGAGUCCAGUCUGAGCGAGGCAGACUCGCCCGGCUCCAGCUCACUGUCCUGCGACUCUGACGAGAGCAGCGGAUUGGUCUGGCCUCAGCAGCUCCGCCCACAGCUGGCCCCGCCCUCUCCAUCACACCCACCGCAGCCUAAAGCCUUCGUGAAGAUCAAAGCGUCGCACGCGCUCAAGAAGAAGAUCCUGAGGUUCAGGAGCGGAUCACUCAAAGUCAUGACCACCGUAUGAACGACACGAGCUCCAGCGGAGAGACAGAACCGGAAUAUGGAGUUGAAAUUAAAGAAAUGGAACGAAAAUCAAAGGAAUUUGGUUUUCCGUAUUUGGUGUUUAACACGAUAUGAAAGAGAAUUUCCCUCUGGUUUUCCUCCAAAAUAAAAGCUCUAUGAUUUAGGGUUUGAAAUCAAAGACAUUUUUUUUGUAUUUAUAAAAUAAUAAGUAUUUUUAUUUAAUAUUGUUUUAUAUAAUUAAACAACCAUACAUAUUAGUAAAUAAUAUCAUUAUUUGUACUCUCGUACAAUUAAUCGUAUACAACUGUUAUAUAAAAUGAUAUUAAUUAUUAUAUAAAUU